UUGAUCUAAUUGUAACUAAAUAAGAAAUAAAAUAUUGUAUUUUAAAAUAUGUAGCUGAAUCUUAUUUCAAAUAGAUAAUAAAUAAAAUGGGAAAAGUUGCUAAGUCCCUUAAAAGUAGAACUCGCUGCACAAGUUCUCGGUUUGCAGGACUACCAAAUGAUCUUCCUGUUAGCGACCUUCCCACAUUUAAACAAGUUAUACAGUUCAGCUACAAACUCAAUAAACAAUUCACUGAAAAAAAAUUAACUGAUCAACAAAUUGUUUCUCAAAUAAGCAUUAAACUUGUUGAGCUAUGGAGAAAAGUGAACUCUAAACUCCCCUUGAUCCACAAGAGAAGUAUACGGAAAAAACUUGAGUUACUUUUUAAAAAAGUUUUAUGUGCUGAACAUAAAAAAUCAAAAGGGAACAAAUCCAGCAUUGUUUAUUUGGAGAAAAAUUUUGAUUCAUUGUUUGAUUUGUCUGCUUGUAACUGUGAACUACCUGUUGCUAAUUGUGAUGACAGACUGGUUAGAUGUGACAUUAAAGAUUGUUUUAAAAAGCAUAUAUUAUGCAACUGUGAUGAAGAAAAAAAGGUACCAGUAAAUGAAAGGGAGUACCUAAAAGACCAAAGAGCUAAAAAAGGUGGAAAGGGGUCAUUUCAGAUUGGCAAAGUUGAUCAAAAAGGACUAAUCAAAUUAAAGAAUAAACAAGUAAUUGGAGCAUUAUACAAACAAGAGUUUUGUGUGGAAAGUCUUGAAGAAUCAAAUUUAGUGUGUGAUGAUCCUUGUUUUGAUGAUAAUGAUUGUGAUGACGGUGAAAUUAAAUAUGAUCCAGAUUUUUAUGAAGAGAUGUCUACUUUACAUAAUUACAAACACUUGCCUAACUUUGCAAAAGCAGCAAUACGUUAUGGAAUUAGUAACAAUGCCGCUGCUCAUUUAGGUACAGGAUUACUCAUUGACUAUGGCAUAGUAACAGCUGCUGAAAGAACUAAUAUCAUUACAGAAAAGAAAGUUUUUAGUGAGAAGUUUAGAAUAGGAGAACAACUUGAAAUUGAUCAUAGUAAAGAAGUUUUUCAAUUAAAAGUUAUCGGAGUUGAUGAUAAAAAAGAUAAAGAAACGCUUGUUCACACAAUUGCUUACAAUUCAGAAGGUGAGCCAAUUAUAAUACCUGGAAUUGAAAAAGAAGCACAUCUCACAUUUACUGCAGAAAGUGGAACAAAAAAAAGAAAAUAUUUAACACAUAAAAUUAUUACAAGUGGAACUGGAGUUUCUAAAGCAAAUGCAACUAAAGAAGUUCUAACUGAGUUUGACAGCACCGAAACUCUUGAAGCUAUGGUUCUUGACAAUACUAGUUCAAAUACUGGUACAGACAAUGGUCUCGUUGUUAAGCUAGAAAAAUUUAUAAAUAGAAAAUUACAUUUAGUUGGAUGUCAACUCCACCAAAAUGAAUUGCCAUUAAGACAAGUAAUUAUUCUACUUGAUGGAAACACAAAUGAUCCAAAGAAAUAUAAAGGUCCAGUUUGUUCAUCGGUUUCAGAAAAUUCCAUUCAUGAACUCCCUUUAAUAGUUUUUUCUACAAUAAUGUCCGAAAUUCAGUCAUUUGUGGAUGAGCGUGUUGUUUCUGAUUUAAGUAAUGACCAAAGAAAAUUAUAUGAAUACACCAUUGGUAUAUCUACAGGUAAAGUUUCAAAAAAGUAUGCAAUGACAAAACCUGGACCUGUGAACCAUGCAAGGUGGUUGACACUUGCAUUACGGAUUAUGUAUAAAUAUACUAGAGAAACAAAUCCAUCGGCAGAGUUGGUUAUGAUAACGAAGUAUAUAGUCCAAGUAUAUUCUCCAAUUUGGUUUGCUAUAAAACGAUCAGGUCAUUAUAAAGAUUCAGCAAAGAUUCUGUUUAAAUUGAUUGAGUUGACUAAGUUGCAAGAUAAAAAGAUACAAGAAGUUGUCUUUAAAAACUUAGCUGGAAAUUCAUUUUGCUGUUUACAGGAGAAUUUUCUCUAUUGCAUGAUAAUGGAUGAUGAGAAAGUAAAUCGCGACAAAGCCAUAGAUCGAAUACUCAUUAUUAGGAAGCUAAAUGAGGAAAAUAAAGAAUUUGUUCCUAAGCUUAAACCCAAAACAAUAAUGAAAAUUGAUUUUGAUUGUAACUGCUGGAUUGAUCUUGUUCAAAUAUGCCAAAUUAAAAAUGAUAAACGCAAAAGAAUCUGGAGAGAUUUUACCGCUUACAUUUCUUCCAAACAACUCUCAGUCAGUUGAACGUGCAGUUAAGUCAGUAACCGAAGCAUCAAAACUGGUUUAUGGUCUCAAAAAAAGGCACAACUUUAUUCUUACUAAAGACCAGAGUAGGAAAGAAAAUCAUAGAAAUGUUACCAAAAGCAAUUAUUUUGUUCCAAGCAUUUAAAAAAAAAACUGUUAAAUGUAACACUUGUAAUAUUAAUUAUAAUAAGAACAAUUUAUUUAUUUGAACUUUAUUUAUGUAAAUUUAUAAAAAUAAAUUUAUAUUAGUUUUCCAAGGUUUAGGUAUUAGAAAAUGAACUUGUACGAUUUUUUUUAAGCAAAAUAAAAGGGUUAAAAAAUAAAAUCAUUUUAAAGCCUUUUUUGUUUUUGGGGUGGUCUAGGAAUUAUUUAGGAAAGGUGACACAAAUCUUAAAUAGGCUUUUUAUAAAAAAGUUCCCUAAAAUAAUUUUUUUUUAAUAUAUUGGUCAGAGCAGUGGGGAGGAUUCCCCACGCAACUUUACUAACUACUAACUGGAAGAAGAGGCAGUCUGAAAAAGCUGUUCUUUUAUUAAUUUUUUUUUUAGUAAUACCUAUAAAGCUAUAAAGAGAAAGUUUCUUUAGACAUUUAUAAGUGGAGGUCCCCGGGGGCAUGGAGAGUUACCAGAUGGCCUAAGAAAAACCUUAAUUGGCAACCCAAUUAUUCUGAAUUUUUAUAUAUCAGUGAAGGACCUUAUUUUUUAACGUAACUUUUCUUUGGCACCCCUUGGACAUCUGCUGACCGGGACAAACUGUCAUGUCAAUGAUAUUGAUCAUUAUUAUUUUUGUUCAACUUCUGUUUUGCUUUUAUCAUAUUAUUGUAUUGCAUGGGUAGUUGGCCGUAAAAUAUUUACAUUAUUGUUCUUUGCUAUCAGUGAUAGCUAACAACAUUGUUAAAAGCCUUAAACAUAAGAUUUGAACCAGUUUUUGUUAAAUGCUUUAUUCAACGAAAGUUUAUGUAUUCGCACAAAAAUAACCAAUUUUAUCAAUUUUUAAAUGUUAAAGCCCGAAUCAGUUUUAUGUUUUUUUUAUUUAUUUAUUUUUUUAAUGUGCUUAGUUUUAUACAUAAAAUCUUCCACGCCCAUACCAAUUUUUGUUUUCGAAAAAUUUUGCUCAGUGGAAUUGCCCUAAUUGGCAUUGCGCAAAAUAUCCUUCAAGACUUAUUCUUAUUUAAUAUCAAAUUAUGGUAAGUCCUUUAUCUUAAUUGUUUUUUAUUUUGUUGUGUGUUUGUUUGCCUUCAAUUUGUACUUGAGUAUUUAGGAAUAGUUUAACUUAUUAGUUUUUUGUAUUCUAAUGUUACUUCUUGCGCAACGUGUUUUAAUAAUUUUCUAAAAAGUAUAUCAGCGUAAUUUGUUUAAAAUGGAUCAAGUUAGGGUAUUUGGCUGAGCAGUAGUAUGUCCUCUCAAAUGUUGCAACAUAAGAAGGCUUUUGACGCAGACGUAGAGGUGGGUUUUAUUUGCUUGUUUUGAGGAUGUUACCCCGACGGGAGUUUCUAGAAAUGAGCAUUAAAACAUUCGAAACGUCAAAUACCAGAGUAUUAUCUUUAUAAGGAUCAAUACAAUGUCCACUUCCUGACGAGAAUCUGAUUAUUUUCCGUAAACCUGAUGGCGAAUAUGAACAUUAAAGGGAGUAAACGUAAAGGCAGAGAAAACAAAAUAUCGUUUGAAAACCUUAAGUUAAAGGACGUUAUGUUUGAAGCGUUACAAGACAGGUAUACCGUUAGUGAAAAAGAAUUAUUUAGAGUUGUCGGGAAUAAACUAAAGAAUGCACCAGGAAGAUUGAACCAUUCCAUUGAUAUCUAACAUUUAUAUUAUAUUAUAUGUAUAUAGUUUAUGUUAUAGUAUAUAGUUACUUUUUUUAAAUAAAUAAACAAUAAUAUUAUACAA
Molecule: messenger RNA, 4114 nt
Organism: Hydra vulgaris (swiftwater hydra)
Lineage: Eukaryota; Metazoa; Cnidaria; Hydrozoa; Anthoathecata; Hydridae
Source: RefSeq, a predicted model, not a curated record